AUGGAGCAGGGAGACUCACCGGUGGAAGAAGGGUCUUCUGCGUCCAGCCCGGAGAGGGAUGGCCCGAUGGCCGGUGAGAGCAUUUCGAAAAGUUCCAUACGGUCGAUGCCGAGGGUUAACAAGUUUGAUACGUUUGACUUUGAGGCCGGCCGGAACAGCUUGGGUCACAAUGAGGGGUUGAGUUGGGUGAUGAUAACGAAGCUGGCAGUUCAGAGCAUCGGGGUCGUGUAUGGCGACCUUGGCACAUCGCCGCUCUACGUCCUGCCGGGAAUCUUCCCGAAUGGGAUCAAGGAUAAUGAGGACAUUCUCGGAGCACUGUCUCUCAUCUUCUACUCCAUUGUCAUCAUCUUCAUGCUGAAGUACGUGUGGAUUGUUCUGUCUGCGAAUGACCAUGGCGAUGGCAGAUCAUCAUUUCGGCGUACUUCCAAAAUGCUUUUAAAUCAUUUGAAGUUUUAUGAGCAAAUGUUUUAUGGAAAUGAAUCAACUAACUGCAUGCUAACAAGGAGUGCAAUUAGUGCCUUCACAGGAGGAACUUUCGCGCUGUACUCUCUGAUUUGCCGAUACGCAAAGACCAGCCUGAUCCCGAACCAACAGAAAGAGGACCGAGAAAUCUCCAACUACCGGUUGCAGCUCCCAGACCGCCGUCAAAAGAGGGCCUCCAUGGUCAAGUCGUGGCUUGAGAACAGCAUACGAGCCAAGUAUUUUCUUCUGCUUACCACCAUGCUUGGCACCUCGAUGGUCAUCGGAGACGGAAUCCUCACACCCUGCAUUUCAGUGUUGUCGGCUGUUGGGGGCAUAAAGAUGGCGGCUAGCUCCCUCACGGACAACACAGUCAUGUGGAUCUCCGUCGGGAUUCUGGUUUUCCUCUUUUCGAUCCAAAGGUUUGGGACUCACAGAGUUGGGUACACUUUUGCCCCCAUCCUCUCCUUGUGGUUCGUCAGCAUCGCGCUGAUUGGCAUCUUCAACUUCGUGAAUCACGAUCCUAGUGUCAUCAAAGCCUUGAAUCCUGCCUACAUCAUAGCAUAUUUCAAGAGGAACCAUAAGGAGGCUUGGAUCUCUCUAGGUGGUGUCAUUCUUUGCCUUACAGGUUCGGAAGCAUUGUUCGCUGAUCUCGGCCAUUUUUACAUCAGGUCUAUUCAAGUAAGCUCUUGUGGGCUAGUGUUUCCUGCCAUUGUGCUUGCCUACUUUGGUCAAGCUUCCUACCUUCGCAAGCAUCCUGAAGGUGUUUCCACCGCAUUCUACAGCUCCAUGCCAAAACCAGUGUAUUGGCCGAUGUUUGUUUUGGCGGUGUUGGCUGCGAUCAUUGCGAGUCAGUCUCUGAUCUCUGCCGCAUUUGCUAUUGUAAAGCAAUCGGUAGCUCUGGGUUGUUUUCCUAGGGUCAAGGUGAUCCACACCUCAAAUAAGGUAGAGGGCCAGAUCUACAUCCCCGAGAUCAAUGCCUUCCUCAUGGUUGCCUGUGUCGGCGUCACCCUUGGGUUCAAGAACACCUUACAGAUGGGCAAUGCCUACGGGAUUGCCGUGGGGAGCGUCUUUGUAAUCACGUCGUUCUUUCUCAUCAUCGUGAUGAUCAUGAUAUGGAAGACCAGAAUCAUUUAUAUAUUAGCCUAUAUCAUGACGAUUGGUGUGAUUGAGCUCGUAUUUCUGAGCUCCGUCCUCUACAAGUUUAUGGACGGGGGCUUCCUUCCCCUGAUAUUUUCCUUCCUAAUGGUAAUCGUCAUGUUUGUAUGGUUCUACGGGUACCGGAAGAAGUACUACUACGAGCUGGACAACAAGGUCUCUGCUGAUGAGCUCAUCAAGGUCGCCUCGAGCAAGAACAUCAGGCGGGUCCCAGGACUCGCCCUGUUCUACUCAGAGCUUGUCCAGGGUAUCACCCCAAUGUUCACCCACUACGUCGCAAAUGUGCCAGCACUCCACUCUGUCCUCGUAUUCGUGACGAUCAAGUCGCUCCCCAUAAGCCAUGUCUCCCUCGAGGAGCGGUUCCUCUUCGUUCGAUUAGAGCCACAAGAUCUCGCCAUAUACCGGUGUGUGGUGAGGUAUGGAUAUCGUGAUGUGGGAAUGGAGCAUGGUGUGUUUGAGGAGAUGUUGGUGUGCCAGCUCAAGGAGUUCAUUGAGAACGUCGAGCUCGACUUAGACAGACAAUCUAGCAAAGUCGAAUCUGGGGAUCAAGAGGGCAUCCGGAGAGAUCGGGGACUCGUGGACGAAGCAUUGAAGAACGGCGGGAUCACCUAUCUAAUGGGCGAGAGCGAGCUGGUGGCUGUCAAGGGAUCGGCGCCGGCGGACCGAGUGAUGAUCAACUGCUUGUUUGCGUGGUUGAAGAGCUUUGUAAGGCAGCAAGACCAAGUAUUCAUGUUACCCCGUAAGCGGCUCCUGAAGGUUGGGGUCACGUACGAGAUUAGUUAA
Punica granatum (pomegranate) is the source of this 2400-nucleotide messenger RNA. Lineage: Eukaryota; Viridiplantae; Streptophyta; Magnoliopsida; Myrtales; Lythraceae. The record is from RefSeq and is a predicted model, not a curated record.